AUGGGCUCAGUCGGCGAGAGCAACCCGGGUGACUACUCCGUCCCGAAAGAAGCACAGAAGCUCUUCGUGAAGGAGAUUCUCAAUAACCCUCUGGUCCCUACCCUACCCUGGGAGAUCAAAGCCGCCGGGAAACACAUCUCCUUCGCAGGCAAUGACCUGCCCAGCCUGCCGAUCAACUGGCGCUUCGCGGAAAGCGCAGCGGCCCUGAAAGCCUUCGAAGCGAGCAUGCUCAACGUGCUCCGCAAACGCAAAUACGCAAGCCCCAUGUCCGAAGCGGAAAUCAACACGGAUCACGCCUCGUUGUUCGUCAUGUCGCCUUUCCUGCUGCAAGUCGUGAAUCCGGAAACCGGCGGCGAGGCGCAGGACGUCAACGUCUUCGCGCCCGGCAGGAUGGAAGAGCUCGGCUUCCCGAAUACAGAUCUCCACCGUGCCGGCUCGACGCCGCAGAGAGCCCUGGCGACGAAUAUCUACCAGACCAAGGAUGGGAGGUUCUAUCAUCUCCACGGGAGUAUGGAUCCCGAGCCCACUCUGACGGCUCUGGGGAUGGAAACGGAUGGACCUGGGGAUGAGGAUCGCAUGACUGUGACGAAGCGGUUCGAAGAUGUGGUCGCGAAGAUCGAUUCUCAGGAAUUGGAUUCCCUGAUGAACGAUCGGUAUCGCCAAGCGGGGACGAUUUGCUAUUCUGCGGAAGAAUACAGGCAAUCGGAGCACGGACAGGCGAAUGCACACGUGGGACUGUACGAGUUGUCACGGUCGGAGACGCACACGCAGCCGGCUGCUUGGUGGCCCGAGAAUGCGUCGAUGCCCUCUUCGCCGCAACGGCCCUUGGCAGGGUUGAAAGUGGUCGAUCUCACCCGCGUGAUUGCCAGUCCGGCCAUUGGGAGGUCCCUGGCGGAGAUGGGCGCGAGUGUGAUGCGAGUGACGAGUUCUCAAAUCACCGAUAUGUCAAUCCUGCAUCAGGAUCUGUGAGUCCCCGUCCCGCCAUCCAGCCAAAAACCCCCCCCCCUUUCCCCCUCGGAUUUUCGAAUUUCAUUCACACAGACACUUUUCUGACGAACGAACGACCGAUGAGCUAGGAACUGGGGCAAAUGGAACUGCUCCCUACACCUCAAACACGAACCAGACCGGCGGAAACUCAUCGCACUGAUCCAGGAAGCCGACGUCGUGAUCGAGGGCUACCGCCCCGGCGUGAUGGCGAAAUACGGUCUCGCGCGGGAAGACAUCUUCGAGCUCGUCAGGGAGCGUGGCAGGGGGAUUGUCCACGUCAAGGAGAACUGCUAUGGCUGGCACGGUCCCUGGGCCGGCCGCAGUGGGUGGCAGCAGAUCAGCGAUGCCAACUGUGGCGUUUCGUGGGCGUACGGACGAGCUAUGGGAAAUGACGAGGCCGUCACGCCCGUCUUUCCCAAUAGCGAUUACUGCACCGGCAUCGUCGGGAGCGUGGCGACGCUGCACGCCCUCGUCAAGCGCGCGGAGCAAGGCGGCUGCUAUGGUGUGGAUGUAAGCAUCCCCUUCUCCCUUCUCCCUUUUCCUUUCCCCUUUCCCUUUCCUACUCACUCACUGCUGACUUUUUUCUUCUCUUUCUCCUCACGCAGGUCUCCCUGAAUUACUACUCGCAAUGGCUCGUCAACUCCGUCGGCGAAUACCCCCCCGACGUCUGGAACGCUCUGUGGGCGCGCUGCGGGAACCCUGCUUUCCGUCACUACCACAACAUGGGCUACCUGCUGCCUGCCAUGCUGGGACUCUUGCGGACACACGCGCCGAAUGCGCUUUUCAAGCCUGAUUUCUUCCAGCCGAGGUUUUCGAAGGCUGUCGGGUGUGAAUUUGUCAGUGUGAAGCCGAUUGCACGGUUCAAGGAUGAGGAGGUCAGGUUGGGGUAUCAUGUCGGUACGCGAGGGAAUGGGAAAGAUGCGCCGUAUUGGCCGGAGGAUUUGAGUGUUGAGGUGGUUGUGUAG
This is a messenger RNA of Lecanosticta acicola, 1952 nucleotides long. The record is from the annotation of a GenBank genome assembly. Lineage: Eukaryota; Fungi; Ascomycota; Dothideomycetes; Mycosphaerellales; Mycosphaerellaceae.